Orycteropus afer afer is the source of this 2898-nucleotide messenger RNA. The record is from RefSeq and is a predicted model, not a curated record. NCBI's taxonomy places the organism in Eukaryota, Metazoa, Chordata, Mammalia, Tubulidentata, Orycteropodidae.
AUGGAGAGACUUGUGGUUAGCCUGAGAUCAUCUGAAUCUGAAGAAGAUGACAAAGAAGAUAGUGCCUGGGAGCCCCAAAAGAAAGUCCCCAGAAACCGAAAGCAGCCUGUUUGCAAGGAAUCUAAGCCAAAGAGGGUGCCACGGGCAAAGAAGAACACUAAGAAGAUUAGUGAUGGCUUCGAAGGCGUAGUUGUGAAGGAGGAGCUGAAUAGCUCCGUGGCUGUUGCUGAUGUCGAUUUGGAAGACAGAAAAAAUGAAAUGAAUACUGCGCAGUCUCCCAAAACACCAAAGACAAAGCGGAAAAAUUCAGCUCAGUCACCUUUAGGUCAGAGGACCAAGAAGCUGAAAGUUGAAGAAGCCGACAAAGGCACCAACUUAGAGGGUGAGAAUAGCAGUACAGUGACGCCAUCCACAAGCACCAUGUGGGAAGGUACAUGUAAGAAGGAAAAGAAUGAAGAUGACUUUACAUUUGGUCAAUCCCCUCUAAAGAAGAUUAAGACUGUAACGUGUCCUCAGGGGCAGCCUGUCAAGCUUCCAGCAAGUGCCAACAGUAUUAAGGAGGAGGUGGAAAUGAACUGGGAUAUAGUACAGGUUUUAUCUGAGAGGACUAAUAUUGAACUUUGGGUUUGUGCCAACAUCAUUCGUCUCUUUAAUGAUGAUAAUACUAUUCCCUUCAUUAUACGUUAUCGAAAAGAGCUCAUUAAUAACCUUGAUGCUGAUUCCUUGAGAGAGGUUCAACAAACCCUAGAGGAACUGCGGGCUGUUGCAAAAAAAGUUCAUAGUACCAUCCAGAAAAUUAAGAAGGAUGGGAAGAUGUCUGAGUGCCUGUUAAACGCCUUGCUGAACUGUAAAACUUUUGAAGAAGUAGAACAUGUGUCUGCCCCAUAUAAAACUGGGAGCAAAGGCACCAAAGCCCAAAGAGCAAAACAACUGGGAUUAGAAGGAGCAGCCAGGACACUGCUUGAGAAUCCAGGGGCACUCAAUCUGCUAUCUUACAUGAAACCCAAUAUGAAAGGACUUUCAACACUUCAGGAUAUUGAAACAGGAGUGCAGCAUAUUUUAGCAGACAUGAUUGCUAAAGACAAAGACACACUUGACUUCAUUAGGAAAUUGUGCCAAAAUAGACAUGUUUGUAUCCAGUCCUGUCUUGCAAAAGUAUCCUCCAAAAAGGUGAAUGAGAAAGAUGUUGACAAGUUUCAGCUGUACCAGAAUUUUUCAUGUUAUAUAAGAAACAUCCAUCAUCAUCAGAUUCUGGCGAUUAACCGUGGAGAAAAUUUGAAGAUAUUGACAGUCAAGGUCAAUAUUCCUGAUGGAGUGAAGAAUGAAUUCUGUAGAUGGUGUAUCCAAAACAGGUGGAGACCACGUGGUUUUGCAAGACCAGAGUUAAUGAAGAUCUUACACAAUUCACUGGAUGAUUCCUUUAAACGUCUUAUUUAUCCUCUCCUCUGCAGAGAGUUCAGAGCCAAACUAACAUCAGAUGCAGAAAAAGAAUCAGUCAUGAUGUUUGGACGGAAUCUUCGCCAGCUCCUUUUAACAAGUCCCGUUCCAGGGCGUACCUUGAUGGGAGUGGAUCCUGGUUAUAAACAUGGUUGCAAAUUAGCUAUAAUUUCUCCUACCAGUCAGAUACUUCAUACUGAUGUAGUCUACUUGCAUUCUGGACAAGGCUUUCGAGAGGCAGAGAAAAUAAAGAGACUUUUGCUGAAUUUCAAUUGCAGUACAGUGGUGAUUGGAAAUGGAACUGCCUGCCGGGAGACAGAAGCUUAUUUUGCUGACCUGAUAAUGAAAAAUUACUUUGCACCACUGGAUGUUGUUUACUGCAUUGUCAGUGAAGCAGGAGCAUCGAUCUAUAGUGUCAGCCCUGAAGCUAACAAAGAGAUGCCAGGGUUGGAUCCUAAUUUGAGAAGUGCAGUUUCCAUAGCAAGGCGUGUACAAGAUCCAUUAGCUGAGCUAGUGAAAAUUGAGCCGAAGCACAUCGGAGUUGGAAUGUAUCAGCAUGAUGUAUCCCAGAUUUUACUCAAAGCAACACUGGACAGUAUUGUAGAAGAAUGUGUCAGUUUUGUGGGAGUGGAUAUUAACAUCUGUUCAGAAGUUUUGUUAAGGCAUAUUGCAGGACUCAAUGCCAACCGAGCCAAAAAUAUCAUUGAAUGGCGAGAGAAGAAUGGGCCCUUUAUCAGCCGAGAACAGCUAAAGAAAGUGAAAGGGCUAGGUCCAAAAUCUUUCCAGCAAUGUGCUGGCUUCAUCAGAAUCAACCAGGAUUAUAUUCGAGCAUUUUGCAGUCAGCACAAUGAAUCUUCAACAACUGUUGAUGUAACAAAUGAGAAGCAAGGAAAGAAGAAGAGUAAAACUCCAGUGAAUGUUGCGCUGAAACCAAAUCCUUUGGACCAAACUUGUAUUCACCCAGAAUCAUAUGACAUAGCAAUGAGGUUCUUAUCACUCAUUGGAGGGACAUUGUGUGAGAUUGGAAAGACUGAAAUGCAACAAAAGAUAAAUUCAGUGCUUGAAAAGGAAGGCAUAAACAAAAUUGCAGAAGGAUUGCACACAACAGUACACACCUUGCAGGUCAUCAUCGACGGUCUCAGCCAACCCGAGAGCUUUGACUUUAGAACAGAUUUUGAUAAACCUGAUUUCAAGAGAAGCAUAGUCUGCCUGGAAGAUCUGCAGGUUGGAACAAUUCUUACAGGCAAAGUCCAGAAUGCCACUUUGUUUGGAAUUUUUGUGGAUAUCGGGGUGGGAAAAGCAGGGCUGAUUCCUAUACGAAAUGUAACAGAAGCAAAACUUUCAAAAACGAAGAAGAGACGGAGUCUUGGGCUGGGCCCAGGAGAAAAAGUGGAAGUCCGAGUACUCCACAUUGACACUCCCCGAUCCAGGAUCACCCUGGACCUCAUUCGGGUAUUGUGA